Messenger RNA from Odocoileus virginianus texanus, 3113 nucleotides. It is a transcript of the gene RRP1B, whose product is annotated as ribosomal RNA processing 1B. NCBI's taxonomy places the organism in Eukaryota, Metazoa, Chordata, Mammalia, Artiodactyla, Cervidae. Gene Ontology annotation, cellular component: preribosome, small subunit precursor; nucleus. The record is from RefSeq and is a predicted model, not a curated record. Gene Ontology annotation, biological process: rRNA processing.
UGGAGAAUCCCAUGGACAGAGGAGCCUGGCGGGCUACAGCCCAUGGAAUCCCAAGAGUCUCAGAGACGACUGAGCACACGAGAUAAGUCUGAUUUCUUUAUUGCUAGUUCUGGUACAUAGAGCCUCUUUCAAAGAAUUGAUGUUAUCUCUCCUUGUGCUGACCUUCUUAGUUAAUGUUUUAUUUUAAGGAGAAACCACAAAAGACUACCCAGGGGAAAGAAAGUAUCAUUUCAUGGGAAGUCUGCUAGAAAGAGGAAUGAAGCCAAACCUCCUGACUCUAACUCUCUUUGGGGUCUCCCCAGCAGAUUUAAUUUACUCAUCCCAUGUAUGCUGGAGGUUUCUAACCCUGGUCUUCUAACCCAGACCUUUGCUGCUUUCAGUUCAGAUAUGCCCUACUCACCUGGCAACAUCCACCUGUGUGUCCUCAGACCAGAAUGUCCAAAAGUGAUUCAUUUUUCUUCCCCUGCCCCCCAACCACCAAACCUUUUCUGCUGCCCCUGCUCUUUCAUUUUGGAUGCUAGUUCCCCUCCCCACCCAGACUCUAGCUUGCCUCCUCUCCCCCACCCUGCAUCCAGUGUCCUCUGGUCUCAGCUGUCUCACUUCCUGAACUACUCUCCCCUGCCUGGAGGCCCCCAUCUCAUCUAGACUUCGGUGGUUGCUUGCUUCCUCACUCAUCUGAACUCCAGUUGCCCCCGGUGAACCCCUGCUCUGGAACCAGCCUGGCUCAUCUUCUUAAAACAGCUGGACACGUCAGAAUCCCAGCUGGAAGUGGGCGCGCAUCCAGACACGCGAGGGCCGGCCUGUGUACAGAGCAGAAGAAGAACCAGAUGCAGCGCCUACGGGCUGAGGCGACCAGACAGAGCCUGGUGUUCAAACCCCUUUGGGGUUUCAGGCGGAAAGGAGGGCUGGAAUAGUGAGAACAAGUCUGACCUGGAUGAUGCCACCUAAAACUGCACAUGCCUGGGGGUUUCAGCCAAGAAGAACUUCUAAAAAUCUGGAAAGGGCUGUUCUAUUGCAUGUGGGUGCAGGAUGAACCUCUUCUGCAGGAGGAGCUAGCGAACACUAUUUCCCAACUCAUCCAUGUUGUUAACAACUCAGAGGCUCAGCACCUGUUCAUCCAGACCUUCUGGCAGACCGUGAAUCGCGAGUGGCCUGGCAUCGAUGGGCUCCGCCUGGACAAAUUCCACAUGCUGAUCCGUCUGGUCCUGAGGCAGUCCUUUGAAGUUCUGAAGCGAAACGGCUGGGAAGAGAGCCGUAUCAAGCUUUUCCUCGACGUCUUGAUGAAGGAGGUCCUGCAUCCUGAGAGUCAGUCUCCAAACGGAGUGAAGUUCCACUUCAUCAACAUUUACCUGGACGAGCUGUCCAGGGUGGGCGGGAAGGAGCUUUUGGCAGAUCAGAAUCUCAAGUUUAUUGAUCCAUUCUGCAAGAUCGCUGCCAAGAGUAGGGACCAGACUUUGGUACAGACUAUAGGUAGGGGUGUUUUUGAAGUCAUUGUAGAUCAGUCUCCUUUUGUACCUGAAGAGACAGUCAAGGAACAGAAAACACAAGUGAGUGGCAGCAACCUCUCAGAGGAAGAGACAUCUGAAAACGAGAUGAUGUGGAGAAAAGCAGUCAGGAAAAAGAAAGCAGCACUGGGCAAAUAUCACUCUGGAAAAGAGGAGUUCAGCCAGGAAGGUGGACAGGAUGGCGGUGGAAGUGUGGAGGAUACUGGGCCAUUUCUCCAGUUUGACUACAAGGCAGUUGCUGACCGACUCCUAGAAAUGACCAACAGGAAAAACGUCCCUCCCUUCAACAGGAAACGCCUCUCCGAGCUCAUCAAGAAAUUCCAAGAUCUCUCUGAAGGCAGUCUCUCUCACCUCAGUCUUGCUGAGGAUACCACUGCUGACGAAGAUGACCAGACCCACAGUCAAGGAACACGUAAGAAGAAAGGGAAUAAACUUUUGCAGAAGACAGACAUGGCAGGAGGGAAAGGAACUAAGUUCUUCCCUGCCAAGGAAGAGGAGAGCGAAGGUGGCAUUCCAAAGAAAAAGAGGAAAAAGAAGAAGAAGAACCAAUUCCAGGCUGAAUGCCCAGGGCCCAGUGGGGAAGCCACGAGCCGAGAACAGAAUGGGAGCCAGGAGCCAGAGGCCAGUCCCAAAAGAGCCCCAGAGGCGAGUGGAGCUGAGCUGGGAAUUUUGGCCAUGCCCGACACCCGGGAGCAGAGCAGCUUGGAGCGCCCCUCCUUGCAGAGCAGGAGGAAGCGGCCCAGGAAGAGGAGCCCACGGAUCCAGGUGGAGGGCCUGGAGUCAACAGCGUCGCCUCUGGAGGGGGUGGCCCCUCGAGUGGCCCCAGCCAGUGGUGCCCCGGUCCUGAAGAGGAGGCGGGAGCUGGGAGCCCUGCUGGUCAAUGGCAGUGGCCCACCUGUGCUGGCCUGGCCCCCGCCCCAGAGGGAAGGGCCCCCAGCCAGCCCAGCAGACAGAGGGCACUGCCCCGCCACCCUGCCCCCGGGCGAGAAACUGAAGAAGAAGAGUGGGGGGCCCAGCGGCCUUGACCUCUACGACUCAUGCGCUCAGAAAGCUGCCAUUUUGAAAAAGAGGAAGAAAAUGAAGGAGAUGUCAAACUCGGUGGAGCCCAGAGGGAUGAAGCUCAUCCCAGCCCUGGGCAGUGGUGGGGUGCAUGGCCCUUUGAAGAAAAAGCUGAGGACGGAGAAGGACUUUGUGAAGUUCGACGCCGCGUCCUCCCCGAAGCCCCUGUUCUUCAGGAAGGCCAAGGGCAGCAUCGCUGCCUCACCGGGCCCCACCCUGCAGUCACAGAGAACCCCGUCCAGCUCCAAGAAGGUGACCUUUGGGUUGAACAGGAACAUGACAGCAGAGUUCAAGAAGACAGACAAGAGCAUCUUGGUCAGUCCCACGGGCCCCUCCCGAGUGGCCUUCAACCCUGAGCAGAGGCCCCUCCAUGGAGUGCUGAAGACCCCCACCAGCUCGCCAGCCAGCACCCCUCUGGGCCCCAAGAAGCCGCUGACUGCCAUGCCAAAGAGAAGGCCAACAGCUAUGGACUUCUUCUAAGACAGUCAGAGUCCUUUUAAAGACUGCUUUUGUACAGAAUGUUCUAUAAAUUAUAAUGUUUAAAAGGCA